Molecule: messenger RNA, 441 nt
Organism: Cajanus cajan (pigeon pea)
Lineage: Eukaryota; Viridiplantae; Streptophyta; Magnoliopsida; Fabales; Fabaceae
Source: RefSeq, a predicted model, not a curated record
AUGGGGACACCUCUCCCCUUAGGUUGGAAGUCUCUGAACAUCGAUCGUUAUGAUGGCUCGUCCGAUCCAAAUGAGCACAUUGAUGCGUACGUCACACAGAUGAACAUGUACACUAAUGAUGACGCCCUAAUGUGUCAGGUUUUCCCAACCUCGUUGAAAGGCCCAACACUCACUUGGUACACUCAAUUGCCAACAGGAUCGAUCGAUAAUUUUGAGACCUUGAUGAGACGAUUCACAGCACAAUAUACAACGAGUCGACCUCAUCACAUCACGUCUGCCGCCCUAGCCAACCUCAAGCAGGGCGAGAACGAGUCCUUAAGAAAUUUCAUGGAGCGAUUCGCCAAUACGUCCAUCCAGAUGCGUAACCUCAAUCCUGAAGUCGCCUUGCACUCCAUGCUCAUGGCGUUGAAGCCAGGACCUUUCGUCGACAGCCUUUGCUGA